AUGCAAGGCGCAGAGCCAGGGCCGGGGUCGGUAGCCCCGCCGCCGUGGCUGGAGGCGGCCCGGCAGAAGCUGGCGCUGCGGCGGAAGAAGGUGCUGAGCGCCGAGGAGAUGGAGCUUUACGAACUGGCGCAGGCAGCGGGCAGCGCCAUCAACCCCGAUGUGUUCAAGAUCCUGGUGGACCUGCUGAAGCUGAACGUGGCCCCCCUCGCCAUCUUCCAGAUGCUCAAGUCCAUGUGUGCCGGGCAGAGGCUGGCGAGUGAGCCCCAGGACCCUGCGGCCGUGUCUCUGCCCACGUCGAGCGUGCCUGAGACCCUAGGGAGACACAAAGGCAGCACUGCCCUCGGGGGAGCGCUGGCCCUGGCAGAACGCAGCAGCCGCGAAGGAUCCAGCCAGAGGAUGCCGCGCCAGCCCAGCGUUACCAGGCUGCCCAAGGGGGGCGGGCCUGUGAAGAGCCCUACACGUGGCAACACCUAGGAUGGGGCACAGACUUACCAUACCACUGUCCCCAGCAAAGGCUAUGUGUUAUCUCCUUCAGUUGAUAAUAAACCUUUCUGAGAUUUAAAAAAACAAAAAACAAAAAAA
Cebus imitator (Panamanian white-faced capuchin) is the source of this 582-nucleotide messenger RNA. RefSeq names its product mitotic-spindle organizing protein 2B-like. The coding region runs from base 1 to 474 and encodes 157 amino acids. Gene Ontology annotation, cellular component: spindle; centrosome. The record is from RefSeq and is a predicted model, not a curated record. NCBI's taxonomy places the organism in Eukaryota, Metazoa, Chordata, Mammalia, Primates, Cebidae. The transcript has a single exon.